Cetraspora pellucida is the source of this 150-nucleotide messenger RNA. NCBI's taxonomy places the organism in Eukaryota, Fungi, Glomeromycota, Glomeromycetes, Diversisporales, Gigasporaceae. The record is from the annotation of a GenBank genome assembly.
AUGGUUCAAGGUCUGAUGCAAGCAUUAGCAAUGCAGAUUGCAGCUUUAGUACAGCAAUUGCAAGAUUUUUAUGAAGGUUAUCAAGACCCAAUUACCUGGCUUGAAGACAUAGAGAAGGCAUUUGAUGCAAACAUGGUCUCUGACAAUUGA